Messenger RNA from Paramormyrops kingsleyae, 4645 nucleotides. Lineage: Eukaryota; Metazoa; Chordata; Actinopteri; Osteoglossiformes; Mormyridae. The record is from RefSeq and is a predicted model, not a curated record.
AAGUCUCUGCCCCCAACUUUGUUGAUUGACACAGGACUAUGGCUCCUCCUUGAAACUUUUUUUCUUCGUUUUUCAGCGUUGUGCGUUGAUUUCAUACCAAAGUCAUACUUUACAUUCCACCUUUACUGUCAAACCCUGAGAAAUAUUUAUUGAAAACAUAAAAGCGCCCGAAAAAUAAACUGUUUAAAUGAGGAAACUUUUUACAAGCGCUUGAGCAGGGAGAAGUGCGGAUCAGCCAAAGUUUGUCGGCACUUCGCUCCCAACUUCCCUGGGUUUUUGUGGAGGGGGUGAGAGCAGAUCCUUCUUUUUUUUACCAGGGACUUGAAAGAGAAAACAAAAAAAAAAUCAGUCAACUGGAGGAUUGCUUAAGUAAACGCAAUUGCUUAAGCACUUUUUAAAUAAUUUUAUAGCCGUCCUCAGAGCGGGGCUCGCCAGCGGGCCCAAGCGGGAGCCGCCACGAUUGCGUCCAACGAGUGGAGUGCUAACGGCAGCCCGGAGGAGGGCCGGGAGGAUGGGGCCGAUAGCCUGGACAAGGCCAUGGACGGGGACGCUGAGGGCGUGUGGAGCCCCGACAUCGAGCAGAGCUUCCAGGAGGCCCUGGCUAUCUACCCCCCAUGUGGCCGGAGGAAGAUCAUCCUCUCGGAUGAGGGCAAGAUGUACGGCCGUAAUGAGCUGAUAGCGAGAUACAUCAAGCUGCGGACAGGAAAGACCAGGACGCGGAAGCAGGUCUCUAGCCACUUGCAGGUUCUUGCCAGGAGAAAAUCUCGCGAGAUUCAGUCAAAGCUGAAGGCCAUGAACUUGGAUCAGGCCUCCAAAGACAAGGCCCUCCAGAACAUGGCGGCUCUCUCGUCGGCGCAGAUCGUCUCGGCCAGCGUGAUGAAGAACCAGCUUCCCCCCCUGCCGCAGCCCCCCUACCCGCCGCCUGCCAGGUUCUGGCCUACCCCCAUCCCUGGGCAGCCUGGCCCCUCUCAGGACAUCAAGCCGUUUGCACAGACCCCCUAUCCCAACCUACCGGGACCUGUCCCAACACCUAUAUCAACCUACGAGCCCCUGCCCACCCCGCUGCCCCCGGCCGCCACAGCAGUGCCCGUGUGGCAGGAUCGCACCAUUGCUUCCUCCAAGCUCCGCAUGCUGGAGUACUCGGCCUUCAUGGAGCUGCAGAGGGACCCCGAAACGGUGAGCCCGCCCCCGUACAGCAAGCACCUGUUCGUGCACAUCGGGCAGACCAACCCCUCGUACAGCGACCCACUUCUGGAGGCCGUGGACAUCCGGCAGAUCUACGACAAGUUCCCGGAGAAGAAGGGCGGGCUGAAGGAGCUCUACGAGAAGGGCCCGCAGAACGCCUUCUUCCUGGUCAAGUUCUGGGCGGACUUAAAUAGCAGCGGCAUGCAGGACGGUCCUGGCUCCUUCUAUGGCGUGAGCAGCCAGUACAGCAGCACCGACAACAUGACCAUCACUGUCUCCACUAAGGUCUGCUCCUUCGGCAAGCAGGUGGUGGAGAAGGUCGAGACGGAGUUUGCCCGGGUGGAGGGCGGAAGGUGUGUGUACCGGAUCCACCGCUCCCCCAUGUGUGAGUACAUGAUCAACUUCAUCCACAAGCUCAAGCACUUGCCUGAGAAGUACAUGAUGAACAGCGUGCUGGAGAACUUCACCAUCCUGCAGGUGGUGACGAACAGAGACACCCAGGAGACCCUUCUUUGCAUAGCGUUUGUGUUCGAGGUGUCAACGAGUGAACAUGGGGCGCAGUACCACGUUUAUCGACUUGUCAAGGACUAGGGGGUCCUCUGGGGGGAGGGGGGUGGGGUGGCAGCAGGGCUUGGGGGCUGCCUCAGAAACAUUGAAAAACCAAAAAAGAAAGAAAAUCACACUCAAUUACACCCACAGAAACUCUCUCACACACACUCAGAAACUGACGCACACAUACACAGCAACCUGGAUGACAGAACAGAUGGGUAUAUGUAUAUUUUAUAGUACAGUGGGUAUUUUUUACUAUCAUUACUAAUUUUGUAAAAUAGGAAUUGUAUGAAGUAAAAAGAAAAAAAAAAGCAAAAAAAACAAACUAUGCACUACUUUGUGUAAGGGCAAUUUCGAAUAUACUCUGUUUAAAAAACAAAGCAGGUUGCAUCAGUUAAUGUUCCUUAACUGUUUUCAGGGAUGACACUAAUCUUUAUUGUUUGAGCUGAUGGAUUGAGGAAGCAUAACAGGAGGGUUUUGGCGAUGUCCGAAGGAGCAGACGCAUCGCUAUCGGAAGCUGAACGCAUCUUGCGGUGGUGUCGUGGGAUGAGGCAGUAAGAAGAUGAGAUCGAGCAGAAGAAGGGAAAUCUGAACGUGGAGACGAUAGCUUUCGAGCCAAGUGCAGGGGGUGUCGGACUGACUCUGAAGGCAGAGUUUUUGCCCCAGAGUGCCUUCUUGAACCCAAUCACUACCUCUUGUCUUGGGUGAAGCUAACCUAGUGUUUCUCAUCCCGGUCCACCGGGACCCAUAGACGAUCCACGUUUUAGAUCCCUCCCAGUUCUCCGUCAGACCGUCCACAUUUUCCACAUGACCGUCUAGGGCAGAGGGUGGCCGAUCUUACCCAGAAAGGGCCGCUGUGUGUGCAGGUUUUCGCUGCAACUCCCUACUUAGAUUGCAAAUUAGAGGCCUGAUUGGCUGAAAAGUCCUCACAACUUAGUUUGACUUAAAGGUUAUCCCAAAAACCAGCACACACACCGGCCCUUUGCGGAUAAGAUUGCCCCCCCCCUGCUCUAGGGGUCCCCUAGACCUGGGCUGAGAAACACUGAGCUAACCCGAGAACACCAAGGGGAAGACGCCAAAGGAUUUGUGCGGACCGGAGGAGGCCGUUCUCCUGUUACAUUCUAGAUGCCUGAAGCGAACUACCUGCCUGAUCUCUUUGGAGAGCACAGGAAAAUGAGGAGGAACUUCACAUGAUGAGUGGAUGGACAGUGCAUUGAGUAGCAGUCUGAUCUGAAGCCACACCAUGAAGCAGAUCAGUUACAGGGGCCGGCUGUGGAACUGAACCUAGGUUAUGUUUUUUUUUUAAUUGGUUGUUUGCUUGUUUUUCUUAACUAAUACAGAGUAAAUGCAAAAUGGGGUUGAGUGUAUCUACCUCCUGGCUCUUUUUAAAAGCCUUAAACUAAGAACCUGAUUGGAUUGCCAGAAACAGGGUACUGAGCUCAGGCAAGUGAGGAACCCUGAUUUCCAGCACUUACUGCUCUCUUGCCACAGGCGUACGUUGUAUGUAGCUACCUUUGCUCUCACACUAAUUUGAGGGAGACGAAGAGUUUUAGUCAAAGGUACUGUGAAGUCAAAUGCAGGGUAAAUUACUCAAAGAUGUGGAAUUUUUAAAAAUUUUUUGGAAGCUAACUUUAUGUAAAAUUAACCAUUUCUUACCAGCUUGGCUACAAGCGAUUGGAGGGAAUGUUACACAGCAGCGGUAAAAUAUUUUUUCCCCCCCACCCCAUGAUCUGUAACUGAGCACUAAUUUUUUUUUCCCAUUUAAUGUAUUUACUCGCUCAAUAGACUUGGUGCAGUGAACAAAUACGGUUUUUGCUCAGCAGUCAGAAUUGAUGUGUUGUCGGCCCACUCAGGCCGACACACAAGUCUCCUGCAUCUUUUUAUCUCAUAAUGAUCAGCAAUAAAGCACGACACUGCUGCAAAAAGAGGAUCUUUAUGGAUGUAACUGUUUACCUUCUAAUGGAAUGGUGCACUAAAGGUAAAGGGGCGCAGAGUAUUAAACACAGGUCUCAUUUUGAGAUGUUUAUUUUUCCUCUGACCGAUUAGCUAAUGGUAGCUGCACCCUAAGUUCUUUGUGUCUAUGGAGAGGUCAUUUGAAGUUUGGGGACUUGCAUCCUAUUGGACAGUGGGAAGACUGUGGAGAAUUGGGAACAUGGACAGAGAUCCAGUACGCCUUACCGAAUCUGCAGACGAAAGUGCGCUUCACUCAAGGACUUUGUACUCUUUCAGAGGAAUUUGAUCGCCUUGCUUGCCUUAUUCAUCCCUGUUUUUCUUCCCCCCCUAUCUUUCUGUUUAUAGUGUCUUGUCACCAUGUAGCAAAGGGGAAGUGGCAGUUGCCACCACUCAUAUUAUGCUGUGCUGUGACCAUGCAUUUCCUCCUGAACGGGCCCGCAUCCAGGGCGAGAAUGAGGUUUUACAAUUGUUUUCGAGUUUGUAUGUCUCAGUAGAUAUGAGGUAAACGCUCCUUCCUGAAGUGUGGAGAUAUGCAAGCAUUAGAAGUGGGUGAGCAGGUGGCUUAGGGUAAGGGGAUAAAUGUGAGACGGACAGCUACAGUCUUCAGUCAAGGGCUUCCCCGAGCUGCCAGGUGUCACAUGACCACAUGAUCACAUGACCUAGUAAGACUCUGCCUUUCGCCAGUGUAUCAUUCUACCCGGCUCAGCACCUGGUGUCCAGGUCUUUUACGGGAGCUUUCACAUCCAUGGCAUAUUUUGUGUGUGUUGUUGGUAUCCUUUAGGUACAUGUAUGGUUUUUAUGCUCAAAGGGAGGGGGUGAGUUAUUUUGUAAUUUCUCCCCAUUUUAUAUCCCAAAUGGUGCAUUGCAUUCUUGUAUAUUGUGUUGUCUACAAUGUGAGGGUUUGUAUUCUAUAAUCAGUGUAUAAUCUACCAAUAAAGAAAUGCAUGGUGCCUCAAAA